UCACUAAAUUAAUCAAAAAAUAAAUUUAURAAAGUAAUUCAAUAUGUCAUGAUUUAUCGUAUGUCAGGAGCAAAUUCCAGAACCAAGGAGGCAAGAUGYGUCUUAUUUUUUGACAUUUAAAAUCCCACAUUAUCCAAAACCUGUCCGCAAAUUCGAUCAAAGUCAAGUGUUUCAUUCUGUUAUUAAACACAGAAACGAUAAUAAAGCUUAAAAACAAGAAUAUAUGAAUCCUUUUUAAUAGAAAAUAUCCYAAAGAAUUAAAUAAUGUCGACAGCAGAAGUGGAUAUACUGAAGGCGCGCCCUUCGUUUUAAAACCAAAACAAGGCGUAAAUUUAUACAGCGAGAUUUAAGAGCCCGGAAAUGCUAUUCCGCUUCUUGGGAGAGAAUUAGCGCCAACUCAUGUUGUCAUUGGAGCAUGAUUUAUAGUAAGGCUUGAAAGACAAAGGAAAAAGCAACUCGAAACCACGUGGACGGGACGAACCACCUGUUGAAUCUUGUGACGUGGAGUGAAUACUAAUAGCACAAUCAGCUGGCAUUUGAAUCAGCUAGACAAAAACCAAAACAAGAACGCUGAACGAUUGAUCUCUUGUCGUCAAGGGACUUAAGGGCAACAAAAUUUUGAGGCCAAAAUGAAUGAAAACCGAGGCCCGAUGAAAGAAUACUAUUAUGAAGACAUGGAGGCCAUGUCACAGACUGCAAGAGAGGUGUGGUUAGCAGAACAGUGCUCUGCCUUUGAGUCAGAGCUGCGAAGGAUGUCAGAGCUGAUGGAAAAGGAAAACUUGAUUGRAGAGCUUUACAAGAAACUGAAGCAAGUGACUCGUAGAUGGCAGUCAUGGAAUCACAGAUCUUUUGGUGGAGUUACAUCGAGAGGAUAUGUAAUGGAACUACAUUCCUGGGAGAAAAACAUCAAGUCACGAGGGCUUCUCUUUCCAAAACUGCCAAGUAUAACUUCACCAGACACGAACAUCUUAGAAAAAUUUGAAGACUGGUGUGAAAGAUAUGAAGAGCUUCUCAAUUGUUUUACAAAAGCAGUGUAUGAGCCACUAAGAGACUUUYUCCUCAAUGAGAAAAUGACGGGAACAUUGAAGGGUGUUCCUAUGGAACUGGACAAGGUCUUAAAGAAUUGGAAAGAAUUGUUGUCUGUCGGUGUCAUCAAUGAGAAGCUAUUUUCUACCAGCAGUGGCAAAAAGGUUUAUCUCGUGGCAAUAAGAAAUAAGUGUCACGAUUUUGAUUUAAUCUUAAGACUCAUCCCUGAUUUGUCAGAGAAGGCGUACGAGGUACUUAGACUUGCCCGGCGAUGGCGCCUUAUUUAUAGAUCUUCAGCAUUACCAAGAAGAGAGGAAACUUAUAUAGUGACAAAGGGCCUAGAGAGGUCACAAAGACGCAGUAGAAAUAAGGUUCUACAACGAGUGAAGACUCUAGAAAUGGAACUGCAACAGUCACAGGCCCAUCAUAAAGCCCUUGUUGCAGAACUGGAAGAAUCCAAUGCAAAAUGUGCUGCAAUUGAAAAAGAGCUCAGUAAUUAUCGACAGCAGUGUAACCAGCUUGAAAAUGAACUUGAUAGCGUGAAAAAGAGAUGUGAGAACUUGAAGCAAAAACUUGAUGCUGCAAAGCAUGAAAAUGAUAAUUCUAAUGCAGCCAUUGAGAGCUCGGCAGAAUACAUCAAAGUCUUACAAAAAGAGCUGAAUGGCUCAAAAAUGAAGUACUGUGUGCAGAAAAUUAAGUUCAUCAAUGCCAAGCGCCAUUACUCCCAGCUCAUGAAAGAACUAGAAACAACAAGAGAGAAUUUAGRAUCUUUGCAAAGUGAACUUGUAUUGAGCAAGAAAAAGUGUGAAGCACUCAAAGCACAGCUYGAUAAUGCAAAAAAGAAUGUUUUUACACAAAGCAACAUGCUUGAUGUACUUCAGAAUCAGUGUUUUACAUUGAGAGAGGAACUGGAAGGAACCCGAGCCAAGUGUAACGAGCUUAGCUGUGAAUUGGGAAAAUCUCAGGAUAAGUGUGAAUCACUUGUGAAAGAAUUAGAACUUGUAAAAGACCAGUGUCACAGUUUGAAUACUGAAUUAAGAAGAGCAAAGACCAGAGAGGARUUGCUUAUCCAGCAAAAUGAACAGCUUAGGGCUUUCUGUCAGGAGAAAGGGUUAGGAGAGCCCACAUUAUCAAAAUUUGGGAAAAAUACACUAAAUAAACCAGACUCAGAGUCCUCCUGCUAACCAGCUACAACAGAAGAAUUUACAAAAUUGUUCGACUUCAACUUAAAGUUAUUUAUGCAAUAUUUAAGAUAAUUAUUAUCUAUAUACGGUGUAUUAAGAUUCAGCAGUGCCAUCAACUGUCUUUUUCCUAUGUGUACAUUUCUUUAAUCAGAAGCUUUUAAUUAGAUUAAUUAAGCUAUAAAAGACAUUAAAGUUAAAUACAACAUUUAUAAAGAUAAGAUUAAAAAGUAAAAAUAUUUAUAAUGAAAGCACUGAGCAAUAGAUCACCUCUAGCCUUAGAACAUGCAGUUAAAUUUGAGAAUUUUCAAAACAUUAGGAGUAUCUAUUAAUUGUGAAUUGUACAAGAAGAUCUUGCGAUUUUUUUACAGCGCUAUCUCAAUCACAUGCAUGAAAUCAUACAAUUUACCAUUGUGGCAAAGUAGGUUUUGGUGGAAGUCAAUCAAUGCAUUUCCAUGUCAUUCCAUGGGCACGUGCCCUUAAAAGCUUUGUGUUUUCCAACAAUGCUGGGAAACACUUUGAUUGGCGUCCACCAAAACUCUACUAUGUCUCAAAAUUUUUUUCGUGUUUUCACACGUGUGAUUGAGAAAUGCUGUAAUUAUGAUACAUUCAACAAAAAUGAGCAAUUUAAUUGGCACUCCACAGAGUAUAAAACGAUUUAAUUGUACUCCUCUUGUCCAAUCUGGAAUUGAUGGGUUGCAAGCAUUCCUAAGAGUCGAGUUAAAAGACAAAAGCAUGGCGGCCAUUGUGGUGCCGUUAACAAUGGAUGCUAAUAAGAAAUCUUUUGUUAAAUGGCACCAACGCUCCCCCGAGAGGCCGCRAUGACAUAACAUGCAAUCGAAGAAUAGAAAUAUUUUGUUGAGUGUAUUAUAAACACAAAAAUUUAGCAAGAAAAAUGUUCCAUAUGUGUACAUUUCUUUAAGCAGAAGCUUUAUUUUAAUUAAGCUAUAAAAGUAUUAAAGUUAUUAAAAUAYAAUAAUACAUUAAUAAAGAUAAGAUAAAAARGUAAAAAUAUUUAUAAUGGCCCAAGAGUUUUGCAUAUUUUCAAUCCAUUUAUGUAAAUACAUU
Molecule: messenger RNA, 3275 nt
Organism: Actinia tenebrosa (Australian red waratah sea anemone)
Lineage: Eukaryota; Metazoa; Cnidaria; Anthozoa; Actiniaria; Actiniidae
Source: RefSeq, a predicted model, not a curated record